Messenger RNA from Populus trichocarpa (black cottonwood), 2211 nucleotides. Its product is annotated as cyclic nucleotide-gated ion channel 4. The transcript has 7 exons. Lineage: Eukaryota; Viridiplantae; Streptophyta; Magnoliopsida; Malpighiales; Salicaceae. The record is from RefSeq and is a predicted model, not a curated record. The coding region runs from base 95 to 2149 and encodes 684 amino acids.
UACAUAUUCAUGCCCCCAAAGAAAGUCAUACGUGUAUUGCUCUCCCCUUACCAACCUAAACACCUCCUCCAGCUCCCUCUCUUCACCUCUUUUCAUGGCUAGUGAGCACCAAGAAAACUCAAAUGCUGCACAGUACUUGCAGUAUUUUACAGAUGAAGACAGCAAAAGUGAAGAAGAUGAAGGUGAAGAUGAUGAAGAAGAAGAAGAUGUGGAGGAGGAAAGUCCACAAGAUUGCAAAGGCAUGUUCUUGAAUCUGUGUGGUGGUGGCUCUAAAAGAAGAGGGUGGUCUCUAGGACAGGUGUUAGACCCUAGAGGCAAAUGGGUUCAGGAAUGGAAUAGGGUUUUUCUCCUCGUGUGUGCCACAGGACUUUUUGUGGACCCUCUCUUCUUCUACGUCCUCUCAAUAAGCGACACGUGCAUGUGCCUAUUCGUCGAUGGGUGGUUUGCCAUCACGGUCACGGCUCUCCGGUGCAUGACUGAUGUUUUGUACUUGUGGAACAUGUGGUUGCAGCUGAAAAUAGCCAAGAGACCACAUGGUGGUGGUGAAAGUGGUGGAGAUGGAGAAAGAGGAGGGUCCCGAGUUGCCGGCCCUUGCUCCUCGGCUCUGAGGUACUUGAAGGCUAAGAAAGGAUUUUUCUUUGAUCUCUUCGUUAUUCUGCCUCUACCCCAGAUUGUGUUAUGGGUGGGAAUUCCAUCUCUGUUGCAAAAGGGAUCAGUAACGCUACUGAUGAACGUGUUUCUGAUCAUUUUCCUCUUCCAAUAUCUCCCAAAAAUACACUAUUCCGUCUGCCUCCUUCGACGCAUGCAAAGUCUCUCUGGCUAUAUAUUUGGAACUGUUUGGUGGGGAAUCGCUCUCAACAUGAUUGCUUACUUUGUUGCAUCACAUGCAGCAGGAGCAUGUUGGUACUUGCUGGGAAUUCAAAGGGCUGCAAAAUGCUUGAAAGAACAAUGCAUAGAAACACCGGGUUGUGGCCUGGGAUUGUUGUCUUGCAAAGAGCCUAUUUACUAUGGAACAACAAGAAAAGUGAUGGAGAAGGCGAGAUGGGCAUGGGCGGAUAACAAGCUAGCAAGAUCUAUGUGCUUAGACAGCCCUGAUAAAUAUGAUUAUGGUGCAUAUAAAUGGACCGUUCAGCUUGUUACCAAUGACAGCAGAUUAGAGAAGAUACUCUUUCCUAUCUUCUGGGGCCUAAUGACUCUCAGCACUUUUGGGAACCUGGAGAGCACAACUGAGUGGUUAGAGGUUGUUUUCAACAUCAUUGUUCUAACGAGUGGGCUGCUCUUGGUCACCAUGUUGAUUGGGAAUAUCAAGGUGUUCUUGCAUGCAACCACAUCAAAGAAGCAAGCAAUGCAAUUGAAGAUGAGGAAUAUAGAGUGGUGGAUGAGGAAAAGGCACUUGCCUACGGGGUUCCGGCAGAGAGUGCGCAACUACGAGCGGCAACGGUGGGCAGCGAUGAGGGGUGUUGAUGAAUGUGAGAUGAUCCGGAACCUCCCUGAGGGCCUUAGGAGGGACAUCAAGUACCAUCUUUGCCUGGAUUUGGUGAGACAGGUACCACUGUUCCAACACAUGGAUGAUUUGGUCCUCGAGAACAUUUGUGACCGUGUGAAGUCUCUCAUCUUCACAAAGGGAGAAACAAUUACAAGGGAGGGAGAUCCUGUCCAAAGAAUGUUAUUUGUAGUAAGGGGACAUCUCCAAAGUAGCCAAGUUCUCAGAGACGGUGUCAAAAGCUGUUGCAUGCUAGGGCCUGGGAAUUUCAGUGGUGAUGAGCUCUUAUCAUGGUGCCUGAGAAGACCCUUUAUCGAACGUUUGCCACCAUCUUCAUCAACGUUGGUCACUCUUGAAACCACCGAGGCUUUUGGCCUAGAAGCUGAAGACGUGAAAUAUGUGACGCAACAUUUCAGGUACACAUUCGUUAAGGAAAGAGUUAAGAGAAGCGCAAGGUAUUAUUCACCUGGAUGGAGAACUUGGGCUGCUGUGGCUAUUCAGCUGGCUUGGAGAAGGUAUAAGCAUCGGUUAACGCUUACCUCAUUGUCAUUUAUAAGGCCUAGAAGACCUUUGUCAAGGUGUUCUUCUUUGGGAGAGGAUAGGCUUAGGCUUUAUACUGCUCUCUUAACUUCACCGAAGCCGAAUCAAGAAGAUUUUGACUUUUGAAAAUGAUCAAGUGCUGUAUACUAUGGUACAUUUCGUUGUUGAAAGGCAGUUGCAUUAUAUUA